AUGGAAGAGAGAGAGAAUAUGAAAAGUUCAGCUUCUGAGUCUUGUGAAGUUGGUGAUGAAGGGACAAAUAAGAAACCAGUUCAAAAAAUCCAAGAGUGUGAAUUCUGUGGGAGGGAGUUCAACUCAGGAAAUGCAUUAGGUGGCCAUAAAAGGUUGCACCUUCAAGCUCUAAGGAGAAAGAAUGAGGCUAAAGAUAAGGAGAAAGGGUCAAAUGUUGUUGAGAAUUCAAUGGAAGAGAGAGAGAAGAUGAAAAGUUCAGCUUUUGAGUCUUGUGAAGUUGGUGAUGAACCAAAGGGUGAUGAAGGGACAAAUCAGAAACCAGUUAAAGAAAUCCACAAGUGUGAUUUCGGUUGGAGGGAGUUCAACACAGGAAAUGCAUUAGGUGGCCAUAAAAGGUUGCAUCUUCAAGCUCUAAGGAAAAAGAAGGAGGCUAAAGGUAAAGGCAUCAAGUUUUCUGCUUCUGAUAGGAAACUCAUAAGGAGGAAAGGUCAGAUGUUGUUAAGAAUUCAAUGGAAGAGAGAGAAGAUGAAAAGUUCAACUUCUGAGUCUUGUGAAGUUGGAGAUGAACCAAAGGGUGAUGAAGGGACAAAUCAAAAGCCAGUUCAAGAAAUCCACAAGUGUGAAUUCUUUGGGAGGGAGUUCAACUCAGGAAAUGCAUUAGGUGGCCAUAAAAGGUUGCACCUUCAAGCUCUAAGGAAAAAGAAGAAGGAUAAAGAUGCCUUUGAUGGUUGGAUGGUUAUGCAAAAGGCAGCUAAAGGGCGUAACAUGAAAAGUUUGUUGGAGAAUCAGGUUGAUGGCUCGAAGGUACAGUCCACGGUUUUGCAUUCCAAUGCAGGAAGAUCCACCGGUCAGAAGGGAACCUCGAAAGCUGCAGCCUUGAGCAGUGGGACAAACAUGACAGGUGUUGUCACCUGA
Messenger RNA from Gastrolobium bilobum, 915 nucleotides. RefSeq lists its product as uncharacterized. Gene Ontology annotation, molecular function: DNA-binding transcription factor activity. Lineage: Eukaryota; Viridiplantae; Streptophyta; Magnoliopsida; Fabales; Fabaceae. The record is from RefSeq and is a predicted model, not a curated record. Bases 1 to 915 code for a protein of 304 amino acids. The transcript is spliced from 4 exons.